Gossypium raimondii (Peruvian cotton) is the source of this 989-nucleotide messenger RNA. Its product is annotated as protein LURP-one-related 8. NCBI's taxonomy places the organism in Eukaryota, Viridiplantae, Streptophyta, Magnoliopsida, Malvales, Malvaceae. The record is from RefSeq and is a predicted model, not a curated record. The coding region runs from base 144 to 782 and encodes 212 amino acids. The transcript has 2 exons.
GCCUUUUGGUCUAACUCACUCACCUAAACAAAGAUCAAUUCCCCAAGGUUCUUUUUUUUUUUUAAAUCAUCUCUUUGAGUUGAUCUUUUAGUGUCGGUUGACUCGUAAUCUUGUUGUUCUCAAGGCUGGAACCUUUUACACGAAUGACAAAGGUUUUCCCCAACGCUAGUUUUACCAUCGGUGAUGCCAUCUCGGAGAAACAGCCACCGCAGCAUAAGCUGUUACCGGCGGGUGAAGCAAGUGAGGAGACGAUUCUAACCGUCUGGAAAAAGUCAUUGCUUUUCAACUGUAAUGGCUUCACGGUGUUCGAUUCUAAAGGUGACUUGGUUUUCAGGGUCGAUAAUUACAUGGAUGGCAAUAAGGGUGAGAUCCUUCUCAUGGAUGCCAGUGGCAACCCUCUCCUCACUAUCCGCCGCAAGAAAAUGAGCCUCGGUGAUAGUUGGCUGGUUUACGAGGGAGAAUCCAUGGAGAAGCCCCGACUUUGCGUUAAGAAAUCAGUGAAUAUCUUAAGCAAGUGCUUGGCUUACGUUAGCUCCGGCAACAAUAACAGUCGGAAUAACAUCAUGUACGAGAUUGAAGGCUCGUAUUCGCAACGAAAUUGCGCUGUUUUCGAUGAUAAGAGGCGGUUAGUAGCCGAAAUCAAGCGGAAAGAAGCUGUUGGCGGUGUCGCCUUUGGAACCGACGUCUUCCGCCUUAUUGUUCGGCCGGGAUAUAUCACAACGGACUCCGCCAUGGCUCUACUUAUCCUUCUCGAUCAAAUGUUCGGAUCUUCCAGACGAUAAAACUUUCUUUUUCUUCAACCGAAAACAUCUUUGGUUUCUACGAACUUUUGUAAGAAUAAAAAAAAAAGAAAAAAGAAACUGAAGCUGGUUUUAUUGAUCUUGGGGCUUGGUUUUUUCGUUUUAGAUAAAAAACCAAAGGUCCCAAUGGGGAUGUACAUGCGUUCAACAGAUCAAAGAAUAAAAAAUUUUCAAUCUCCAUUAUUGUUA